Molecule: messenger RNA, 2734 nt
Organism: Monodelphis domestica (gray short-tailed opossum)
Lineage: Eukaryota; Metazoa; Chordata; Mammalia; Didelphimorphia; Didelphidae
Source: RefSeq, a predicted model, not a curated record
GGGGGGGGUUCCUCCAUUUUGUUUGGGGUGUCGAAAGGAGAGGGUUGAAGAGGGCUGCAGUACUGGGGGUGGUGGGUGCAGCCAGUAUUCGCGUUUUGUCUAGUUCUGUCCGAUCUGGUCCUGUGUGUUCCGCGCCCCCGCUCGCCACUUCUCGAGGAGGGAUCGUCGUCGUCGCUGUCUCCCGGAGCUCGGAGACGCUGGGACUUCUCCUCCCAACCUGGGUGCCGAGGAGACUCCGAUGUUGAACUCAGUAGAUCAGCCCAUGAAAACUUCCAUACUCAGACAAAGAAACGGAUCUGGCCGAAAACAAUACUUACUAUCUUGGGCCUGGCAGCAGGGAAGAAGACAAGUGGUGGAAAUCUUACAGUCUGCAAAGCGGACUGAAAGGUGACAUAGAAGCUGGAGAUGGGUGGUGGGGAGAGAUUCGACAUUCCAGUUUCCCAAUCUAGAAAUGUUAGUAAGAACCAACAGCAGCAACUUAAUAGGCAAAAGAACAAGGAUCAGAAUUCCCAGAUGAAGAUUGUUCACAAAAAGAAAGAAAGAGGACACGUUUAUAAUUCAUCUGCAGCAGCUGCAUGGCAGGCUGUGCAAAAUGAGGGGAAGAAUGGGCAUUUUCCAAAUAAUCAAAAUUGGAAUUCUAGCUUGGCGAGUUCUAAUUUAUUUUUGAAAUCCCAAACUAAUCAGAACUACGCUGGAGCGAAAUUUAGCGAGCCCCCAUCACCAAGUGUUCUGCCUAAACCUCCCAGUCACUGGGUUCCAGUAUCCUUGAAUCCUUCUGAUAAAGAAAUCAUGACCUUUCAACUGAAAACUUUACUUAAAGUCCAGCUGUGAUGUGCUGAUGGUGAAAUGUUUAGGGCUUCAGAUGGUUUAGAGGAGCAAAUCAAGUCCUAAACAGAAACAUUUCUUGGUUAGGGAAAUUCUAUCUUCUCUCUGUGCAGCAGCUAACUGAUGAUAGUGGGCAAUACUUGAUGUAAAGGGUCAUUUUUCAUUUAUAUGUGAGCCUUGUGACGAGGAUGAGAAGGCAGUUUGAAAUAUUGUCCAUUUUUGGACUUGAUGCCAAUUUCAAUUGAACAGCAGCUCUCCAAGUUUUGAACUUGAAAUCAUAGUUGAAUUGUAAAUCAGGGUUAACGUAUGGUAUAGAUUCACAGGCUUUUCUUAAUUAGGGGAAAAUAUGUAUUAUAAAUCAUGUUUCUAGGCAAAAAACUACAAUGGUGCAGUGGAACAUUUCAUGUGCGGCAGUCGCAGAUUUGUGAUUUCUGGAAAAGGAGCUAAGUCACCCAUAUUCCAUUGUGGCUGGGCUAGAUAAAGUUGAGCACCAGCCACAUGUAAUGGGAUGCAAAUAGAAACCACAACAGCACUGAACUGCCAAAUCCAAUGUGAACUUUCGGGGAUAAAUGGAUAGAUGUGUGAUAGGAAUCAAUCCUUGGCAAUGAAUCAAGGAGGGGAAUGCCAGUCAGUAAGGUGGUCCUGAAAUCCAAGGGACUUGUGCUUGAUGACAUUAUGUAGGGAAGGUUGGGACUGGGUAGGGCAGAGAACAUUGCCUUAGUACCUGCCUCGUCCCUUAAGGGUGGGUUGCUGGUAUUCGUGUGAUGGCGACAUCCCCUUAGGAUAGACAAAAGUAUUUUUUGUGUCAGGAGAAUGUGCUAGAAAGCUUCGUAAAGAUAUUCUAAUCUUUAUUCAGUAUUUAGCCACAUUGUUUUCACACAGUUUUCAAAAUGCAUCAAGGCACUGGGAGAAUUGCUCUGAUUCCUGUGAGAGUUCUAAAGUAGAAUAGUAAAGUUGUAAAUAACCUAGGAAAGAGCCAUGUAAAUAAAUGUAAAAUUUGUAGCAUAUGUAAAUUUUUGCUGGCCUUUUCUUCAAAAAGUAUUUUUUAAUACAGAAUUGCUCAAUAUAAGACAGACCUUGGACAAGGUCUGGUUUUAGAAGGAUCAAGAUAUAUUUUUUAAAAGAAAGCAGUGUCCUUGCAUUAAGUUGCUAGUGCUACAUGUUUCAAUUCAGCUGGAAACUGUCUUGCAAGAGACUAACUUAGAGCUAUUAGGAAAAAACCCAGAACUUCUAAAGCUGCUAAGACACAGAGUGCUCUUAUUUUGAACACAUAAAAGAAUGUUUGAAUAAGAAUACUAUUAAAACAGGCCUAAUUAUUUUUUCAAAAAACCAAACAAAACCAAAAAAGUCAACAAGAAGAUGAUUUUGAUUGAAUGACAAUCUCUUACUAAAGGGUCCCUUCUCAGAAAACAAGGUGCACUCCCUUUGGCCUUUUCGGAUCAAUGCUUUGAACUAAAGACCAAUAAGAAAAUGACAGACAUUUUGUUUUUUCCAUAAAGCUAGUGGAACACUCCUGAGAAAUUGUUACAUCAGAUUUUCUGUUUUUGUUUUACUACACAGAUGUGUUAUUUUGUAACAUUUUACAGCCAGGAACAAUAUGAGCACUGAUUUAAAAAAACAAAAAAAAACCCUAACCCAAGAAUGGUUUAAGAAAGGGAAAAAAUUGAUUUUUAAACAGUAACUUGUCUAGAAAAAUGUUUACAAAAAAAAAAUGAAAGCUCUCCCAGUGUUUUUAGUUUGUUUUUAAAAAACUGAUUGGUAUAUUGAACACAUUUUGCUUUUCUCCAAGGAGAAAUACUUUUAAGAACAGAUGUCCAGAUACAUUUGGUGUUUGAUCAACUUUUUUGAAGUACUUGUAUAAGUAUGUGAAUUGGAAACAAAACUGAAAAUAAAAUGAUUUCUCCCCUAA